Lynx canadensis (Canada lynx) is the source of this 897-nucleotide messenger RNA. RefSeq names its product 40S ribosomal protein S6-like. The record is from RefSeq and is a predicted model, not a curated record. Gene Ontology annotation, biological process: translation. NCBI's taxonomy places the organism in Eukaryota, Metazoa, Chordata, Mammalia, Carnivora, Felidae. Gene Ontology annotation, molecular function: structural constituent of ribosome. Gene Ontology annotation, cellular component: ribosome.
AUGCAUCUGUCCAAUGCCACAGAAUGUAUAAUACCAGAAGCGAACCCUAACAUCGACUAUGGACCCUGGAUGUCAUCUUUCCGCAUUGCAGCAGAGAUCGCCCUCCAUGUGUUGUCAGACAGUGGAUGUGGAGGGGAUGAAGCUGAAAUCUCUUUCCCAGCUGCUGGCUGCCAGAAACUCAUUGAAAUGGACAAUAAAUGCAAACUUUUCACCUUUUAUGGGAAGUGCAUGGCCCCAGAAGUUGCUGCCAAUGCUAUGGGUAAAGAGUGGAAAGGUUACAUGGCCUCAAUCAGUGGUGGCAAUGACAAACAAGGCUUCCUCAUGAAGCAGGGGGUUUUGAAUGGAAGUGUCUGCCUGCUGCUGAGUAAGGGACAUUCCUGCUACCGACCAAGGAGGACUGGAGAAAGAAAGCGUAAAUCUGUUCUGAGUUGCAUUUUGCAUGCCAAUCUCAGUGUUCUCAACUUGGUCAUUGUAAAAAAAAAAAAAAAAAAAAAAGAAGAGAAGGAAAUUCCUGGACUCAUUGAUACUACUGUGUCUCAUCACCUGGGACCCAAAAGAGCUAGGAGAAUCUGCAAACUUUUUGAUCUCUCUAGAGAAGAUGAUGUCCAGCAGUAUGUUGUGAGAAAGCCCCUAAACAAAAAUGGUAAGAAACCUAGAACCAAAGUCCCCAAGAUUCAACAUCUGGUUACUGCACGUGUCCUGCAACACAAACAUUGGGGUGUGGCUCUGAAGAAACAGUAUACUAACGAAAAUAAGGAAGAGGCUUCAGAAUAUGCUAAAGUUUUGGCCAAGAGAACGAAAGAGGUCAAAAUAACAUGCAAGGAAAAGAUUGCCAGGAGACAGAGGCUGUCCUCUCUGAAAGCUUCUGCCUUUAAGUCUGAGUCCAGUCAAAAAUGA